Molecule: messenger RNA, 4968 nt
Organism: Myotis daubentonii (Daubenton's bat)
Lineage: Eukaryota; Metazoa; Chordata; Mammalia; Chiroptera; Vespertilionidae
Gene: CCDC82
Product: coiled-coil domain containing 82
Cellular component (GO): nucleus
Source: RefSeq, a predicted model, not a curated record
CUAUCCACUGAGCCAAACCGAUUCUGGCACACACAUAAUUUUCUUUGCUGAUUUUAACAUAAGCCUUCUGUAAGACACAACCCAAGUGUAAUUUUCAAAUAGCAGAAUGUUUGGUCUAUUUACUGGGAUUUGUUAAAUUGCUGUUUCAGUGCUGAAUAUAUUGUGCAGUAGUUACUGUGAUAAGAUGGGGCUUCAGCCUACACUAUAAUUUCUCUUGUAUAAUCUUAAAAACAAUUGUUCUGAUUUUCUAUGAGUUGUUACCAUUAUAGAAGUAGUCACAUUACCUUAUAAAUAAUCAGAAUUUGUACAAUCAAAUGAGUGGUUAUUUCUCUCACCCCAAAAAACGCAAUCACUUUGGGAAGCUAUAAACUUGGUUCAGUAAUACUGCCAUUGUUCAUUAAAAAUUUUGAAAUUACUUUCAGUUUGCAACACUUUAAAAAGAUAUCUUUAAUGGUACUUAAUCUUCAUCUUUUGAAAUUGGACUUAAUUUCUGGAAAGUUCUCACACAGUCUUUUAUAACUGAGACCAGUGAAUAAAAUUUGUAUUUAAACCACUCUUUGGGAUAAAAAUGAAGUGAUAUUAUUUUCAUAUAUUUAUAUAUACAUUUGAUACUAUGGUUUAUAGAAAACCUCCAGGAAUAUUCUGUGCCAUAGUAGAAAUAUUGUGAUAAUCAGCCUCAAAGGGGCGAUUUAUUUGAAGGAUAUAGCACUCAGUUGAAUACAUAAGCUCUUAUACAUGUACUAGAGGCCUGGUGCAUGAAAUUUGUGCACUCGGGGCAAAGAGGGGGGGAGUCCCUCAGCCCAGCCUGUGCCCUCUCGCAGUCCAGUCUGGGGCUCUCGCAGUUUGAGACCCCUCACUCCUUACCGCUCACCUGCGGCAGAGGUGGGAGAGGCCCCCGCCACUGCCACUGCGCUCACCAGCAUUGACCACCAGGGGACAGCUCCUGCGUUGAGUGUCUGCCCCCUGGUGGUCAGUGCACAUCAUAGCGACUGGUAGUUCUGCCAUUUGGUCUAUUUGCAUAUUAGGGUUUUAUUAUAUAGGACUAGAAGCCCAGGGCAUGAAUUUCUGCAUGGGUGAGGUCCAGCCUAACUGCCCCAAUUGGGGCCAAUUUGGCCAGCCAGGGGAGGGGCUGCCGGAGGUUGGCUGGCCAGGGGGAGGGGCCACGGGCGGUUGGCCAGCUGGCCCUGCCCCCUGGUCGAACUCCUGAUCUAGGGGACAAUUUGCAUAUUGGCCUUUUAUCUUAUAGGAGAAUUAUGAGGUCAGUCUCAUUACAUUGUGAUAUUUCUAGUUUCCUUAGCAACCACAGAAGUAUAUAUGUGCUACUGUGUUAUUGUUUUUCUAGUUAUCUUGUCUCUAAGUGUUCCUUUACUAUAUGCUUGUGAUAAUUUUGAUGGAGUUCAUCCUUUUCUGAAUUGGAAAUUUACAGCAUUUGUUUUCCUUUCCCAAUACCAUGCUCUGCUUCACCAUGAAACUUCUUUUUAUCUGGUUAUGUUAUUGGAUUGUUAAUAAGUUUUCUGUUGUAUUAUAUUGUAUCUUUAACUUUGAGUUGUUUAAAGCCACUGCCAUUUUGUAAAUUAUAUAAAGGCUGCAAUCUUAGUGGAUAGUUGUCUCUCAGCUUUGCACCACUGUCUUUUUUAGGUCAAUUAUGACUUUAUAACUUUCUUUACAUAAAUUGAUUGAUCCUUUAUGUUAUAAUUCAUGUCAUAUCUCUGUUCAGAAUUUUUCUUUGCUUAUAGGAUGAAUCAUUCUGAUAAUCUCAUCCUACUUCUCUAUACUUGUGUAGAGAAGCAUAAAACCUUUCAUCACACCUUUUAGGUCACAUUAUUAUUUACUAAACUUACUAUGUUCUUUCUCAAUGACCAAGUUUUGACCUUACCAUUUUUAUCUGCCCGAAAUCACUUUUUUCUUUCAUUCUUUUUGUUCAAAUAUAACCAAUCUGUUAGAAGUCUAUCAGGUCAUGUCUGUUCAAUAAAACCUUUAGUGAAUCACAUGCUAUUCUGAUCUUUCUGAAUCUUUACACUUUUAUCGGUUAUUUUUAUCAUUUACUUGGUACUAAAUGAAUACUACCUUGCAUUUUUCUUACUAUAUGUUUAUAUGUUUUAUUUCUAUACAUGGAUAAUAAUCUUCUGAAGAACAGUACCAUGAUUUUUCUAUGUAUCUCUUUCAGCAAAACAUAUAGCAUAAUUCAGAAUAGAUGUUCAUGUAAUGAUUUCAUAGAUGUUCAAUAAAUUAUUUUUAUUUUUUUAAAAAUAUCUUUAUUGAUAUUGAUUGAGGAAGGGAGAGGGAGAGAGAGAGAGAGAAACAUCAAUGCGGAGAGAGAAUUAUUGAUCAGCCACCUCCUGCACAAUUGGGGAUCAAGCCUGCAACCCAAGCAUAUGCCCUGACAGGGAAACGAACCUUGACCUCCUGGUUCAUAGGUCUGUGCUCAACCACCGAACCAACAUGGCUGGGCCCAAUAAAUUAUUUGCUGAAUAACUAUCCUGCCAGUUCACUCAGAAGCUUAAGUGAAAAUGGUACGUGAAACAAGGAGGAAUUCUAAAAUUCAAGAGCGUGAGCAAAAAUCUCGAGUUGAUUGGAAGCGGACUAAAAGAAAUAGUUUCUCACAGUUAUUGGAUAGUGAUGAAGACCUUGAGAGUGAAGACCUUGAGAGUGAUGAAGAGCGUGAUAGUGAUGAAAGUAUUGACAGUGAUGAAGAGCUUGCUAGUAACAAAGGGCUUGAAAGUAAUAAAAAGCCAGAAGAUGAAAGUGAGCUUAAGUUAGUUAAAGUUGAAAGUGAAGGCAACAACUGUGAGCAUCUCAUUGACACUGGCAACAGUUCAACAAAUGAAGGAGAAAAUGACAAAGGCAAUCAGAGUAGCACUAUUGAUUUACCAGACCAGGAAAAGCGUUCAAGUCCAGAGGAUGCUGACCUCAGCAAGCACACUGAACAGAUAAUAGAGGAGGAUUUAGAAGAAGAAAACGUAAAGCGCGGGAAGAGAAGAAGGACCUCGGUGAUAAGUGACAGUGAUGAGAGUGGUGACAGCGACGUCCUAAUGAGGAAAGUAGGUGAUAAGCGUCCGCGUAGAGUGGUUGAAGAUGAGUGUUCUUCAGCGGAGAUGGAGCAGACUCAACCUGAGAAAACUUCCGCUGCAAGAAAGCGAGAGCAACUCCAGAAGCUGCAAGAACUCUCAAAACAAAGAUCUCAUCAGAGACGUAAUAGUAGUAGAGAUUUUGAGGACUCUGAAAGGGAAUCCUGCCCAAUCAGUGAUGAAAAUGAUGAAGAGGAGGAGGAGAAUGACGAAGAUGAAGAGGAGGAGGUUGAUGAAUCUGAUGAAGAUGGAGACAAUUACAUUAUUGAUGACUUUGUAGUACCAGAUGAGGAGGGUGAUGAGGAGAAUGAAAGCCAGCGAGGAGAACAAUUGGCUACAUCACAACUGAAAUCUAAUUCACUUUAUUCUUUUAGUGACCCCUACACGCACUUUGAAAGAGUUGUGAAGGCUCUCCUGAUCAAUGCUUUAGAUGAAUCAUUCCUGGGAACAUUAUAUGAUCACACCAGGCAGAAAUCAUAUGCACGAGAAAUGCUGACAUCUCUUGAUUAUUUGGACAACCACUUUGUUCAGCCUCGUCUGGAGAACUUAUUCUCUAGGAGUCGCUGGAAAGAGCAGUAUAAGGAGCGGGUAGGAAGUUAUUCUGAUGUGAACAUCUCUCCAAAGAAUGCUAAAGACUGUUCCUGCCAGGCUUGCGGGUUGCAUCGCCACUGUGCAUAUUUAGUGAGCUUAUCAGGGAAGCAGUACAACCCCAGGACUAUGAAAACUGAUGAUUUCAUGCCAUGGGACAAGCAGGAAUUUUUUAUUGGCAGAAUUUGUGCUAACCGUACCAGAGUUUAUCAUAAACUGAAACAUUUUAAAUUCAAGCUGUAUCAAGAAUGUUGCUCCAUAGUAAAUACAGAAAAACUUGAGGAUGAAGAAGUUAAAGAAACAGUGGAAAGAAUUUUCGAUCAUUCAAAAGAAAAUGGCUGGAUUAAGAAGAAAUAUGGUCUACUUCAAAGAUAUCUCAAUGAUGCGGAUUACUUUCAAGAUGAGAAGUUUGCAAUGUAACACCUUUUCUUCAGAGAAGAUUUUAUGAAUUCCUAUAGAUGUGAAGAUCAUGAAUAUUGUUUCUCUGUAUCAUGUGACGUAUUUAUAUAUUUUCUGUAUAUCUUCAUGGCAAAGUAUCUUGUUUAAAACAUGUUCAUCUUAAUUUCCAUGAAGUGGUACUCUACAGUCUAAUAAACUUGUAUCUGCUAUACAUAGAAAACAUAAGCCUAAUCACUUUUAAAUGUAUUUUGAAGUUAAUAACAAUAUCUUUAUAACAGAUGAUUAUCAAUCAAGUGAAUAAAUGUUCAUGUCCUGUCAAUUCAAUAGAAAAAUACUGUAUUUUUAAAAUGUACUUAGACCAACAUCAACAUGUAUGUAUUGCUAACUAAUAUCGACAUGUAUAUAUUGCUGAUGAACAUUAACAUGUAUGUAUUGCUGAAUCCCUGCCCAGAUGUGUUUUUUAUCCUCUUUUCACUACUGUAUUUUUUACUGCUAUCAUGUAAAUCAUUUGGCCAUGGAAUAGACCUCAGUGUUUCGUUCACUUCAAUGCCCUUGCCUCAGAAUCAGACUAUAGUAAUUUUUUCUUUUUCUAAAGUUUCCCUUAGAAAUAAAUUUCAGGCCUCCAGAGUUUUAAUCCUCAUAUUCAGGAAUCAUUUCAUAAUAUGUAUUUUUCAUGCUUCGCAAUGUUUUCCUUUUUUCUGUUCAAAUUUUAUCUGUGUUAAUGAUUAAGAUGCAUUUUAUUGCUUUUUAACAAUAAUUUUAUAAUAUAACUAUUUCUUUUAGGAUCAGAAGAUCUCAGAGAGAUAGAUUCAGCCAAAUAUAUUUUAAAAGUAUACUUUGGCCUCUGCAUUGCUUUGCACAUCUAAAUUUAUCCAUAAUUUAAUAAAAGUAAAAUGGUUUCAGAGUAAACAAA